Molecule: messenger RNA, 1071 nt
Organism: Closterium sp. Naga37s-1
Lineage: Eukaryota; Viridiplantae; Streptophyta; Zygnematophyceae; Desmidiales; Closteriaceae
Source: the annotation of a GenBank genome assembly
AUGCCCCGACGACUGAAAUGUGUCCACAGGGGUCCCGACUCGAGCAGCCCCUACAAGAUCCCCAACGUGGCGGGGGAAGCGUCGGCGCGCGCAGAGGAGCCACCUGGCCAGGGUCCGCGGCGAAGGGAGGUCCGUUGGUCACCUCAAUGUGUACGUGAGUCGGCUCCCCGCUCGCCCGCGCCUGCCGCACCACCUUCGCAAACGCAUUCGUGGCCCGAUCGAGGGCAGGAUCCUGCCCGCGAUCAGUACUGCCACGCCCACCGCCAUUCCGCCGGCCCCGCCGACCUCCGGAACCAGCCGAGUGCGGACGCGGAGGGGACUGCUCACGACGGCCCGAAUCCCAGCGACAUCCAGGCGACCCCCUCCCCCGCGUCGCCGGAGAUCGCCGCGGAGAGCGUUGCACGGGAGAUCGUGCUCGGGGUGAGCGCUGGCCUGCCCGACCAAGAGGAGAUGGGCGGCGAGGAGAGCGAGGACGCGCAGGGGACCGCUGAUCGCCCUCCCUGCGCUGAGGAGGUUCGCGAUGCUCAGGAGAUGGGUGGCGAGGAGAGGGCUGCCGAGGAGGCUGACGCGGAGGCGAGCGCCCGCGCUCCUGCCGCGGCUGACCGUCCGGGCGGUUCGACGCAACACGUGCAGGGGCCCACGAAUACUCCGGCGAGGUGGGGCGCGCGGCAGGCCGAUGGGGAAGAGUUAGCACUCGCUCGAAGCGGCGGACAGGCUCGCUUGCGGAGGGGUGCGCAGGGACACGCAGACGAAGCCCGGCAGGCGCAGGCUCCAGCAGCGCGCUCUCCGCGGGAGCUCCGGAUCCCGUCUCGCGGAUGGGUCCAUCACCCCCAACAGCACCGCAGCCGACGCCAGCGCGCCAACAAAUUGAGGACGAGGUGGUCGAGGCGCCCUAGACAGGACGCACGGGAGCUGCAGGAGGAAGAGGAUCGCGGGGAAUCCGCUUGGGACGCGGCAGCAGCCACCGCGGACGUCGUGGGAACGGGAGACGACGGAGAAGUGGAGGAGCGCGCGGCCCAAAUCGGCGCCGCACCGGCGCAAGCGGUUACGCGAGAACUGCUGAAAGGCUAA